AUGCAUUUUUCUGAAGCAGACUAUGGAUGUAAGAAGCACUCAAAUCACCUGGAACAUCAAGGUGUUUGCCCUUCGUGUCUUAGAGAGAGAUUAUCUCGUCUUACUUCCGUUUCACACAAAAAAGCUUCAAGGGUUGCUUUGUCACUGUAUUUUUGUCCUGCUGACUCAAACUAUGCCUCUCCGGCUCAACAUCGAAUUUUCCAUAACAGAAACAGCUUCAUGGGGAUGUCGUCGUCUUCCACGCUGAAGGUUGGUACCAGCAAUGGUUUGAAGAAGAGUAAAUCGAUUGCUUCUGUACCAAGAAACUUGGAUGAUCAUGAGGAGGCUAGAAUUGGGAAAAGUAAAAAAGGGUUUUUGUCUAAGUGGAUACAUUUACCUUUCAAGGAGAAAUAG
Hibiscus syriacus is the source of this 393-nucleotide messenger RNA. RefSeq lists its product as uncharacterized. The record is from RefSeq and is a predicted model, not a curated record. NCBI's taxonomy places the organism in Eukaryota, Viridiplantae, Streptophyta, Magnoliopsida, Malvales, Malvaceae. The transcript has a single exon. The coding region runs from base 1 to 393 and encodes 130 amino acids.